Oncorhynchus gorbuscha (pink salmon) is the source of this 375-nucleotide messenger RNA. RefSeq names its product fibrillin-1-like. The record is from RefSeq and is a predicted model, not a curated record. The annotation marks the transcript as partial. Lineage: Eukaryota; Metazoa; Chordata; Actinopteri; Salmoniformes; Salmonidae. The transcript is spliced from 3 exons.
UAGGAUGUGGACCAAGAGGAUUUUUUCGUGCUUGGUUGGACUGGUGGCGUUGACGGGUUUUCUCGUAGUAAAAGUAACAGGACAAGACCCUCCAACUCUCGGGAGGAAAACGCUUCUCAAGGUGGAUGGAGAUCAGACGGCUGCCUCAAAUCGAGUGAGGAGAAGAGGAAAACAGGAGUCCCUACGAGGGCCCAAUGUGUGUGGAUCACGUUUCCACUCCUACUGUUGUCCAGGCUGGAAAACCUUGCCCGGGGGCAACCAGUGUAUCGUGCCCAUUUGCCGGAACAGCUGUGGAGAUGGAGAUGGAUUGCUCACGGCCCAACAUGUGCACAUGUCCCCAGUGGCCAAAUGCACCAACCUGUGGCACAAAGUCCA